Talaromyces proteolyticus is the source of this 2379-nucleotide messenger RNA. RefSeq names its product putative polyubiquitin binding protein. The transcript has 2 exons. Lineage: Eukaryota; Fungi; Ascomycota; Eurotiomycetes; Eurotiales; Trichocomaceae. Gene Ontology annotation, biological process: ubiquitin recycling; proteasome-mediated ubiquitin-dependent protein catabolic process. Gene Ontology annotation, molecular function: ubiquitin binding. The record is from RefSeq and is a predicted model, not a curated record. Bases 1 to 2379 code for a protein of 792 amino acids. Gene Ontology annotation, cellular component: cytoplasm; nucleus.
AUGUCUGAAUACAAGCUCUCGGCUUCUUUAGAGGGCCACGGUGAUGAUGUUCGCGCUGUGGCCUUCCUAAACUCCAAAGUAGUAUCUACAGCUUCACGAGAUGCUACGGUCCGCAUUUGGAAACAAAUAUCUUCUCCGCCGCCGACAUAUGAUUGCACCAUCGCCUCUCAUGGAUCAGGCUUCAUCAACUCUUUGGCGUACUAUCCUCCUACAUCCGAGUAUCCAGAAGGCCUCAUAUUCUCUGGCAGUCAGGACACAAUAAUUGAUGCCCGCCAACCAUCGAAAGCUUCCGAUGAUAACGCCGACGCUAUGCUCCUUGGCCACGGUCAUAAUGUGUGUUCUAUCGACGUCUGUUCUGAAGGUGAAUGGAUUGUGAGUGGGAGCUGGGAUGCUACGGCAAGGUUAUGGAGAGUGGGUAACUGGGCAACCGAGGUUGUCUUUGACGGCCAUCAAGGGAGCGUAUGGGCGGUUCUUGCAUAUGACAAGUAUACUGUCAUUACAGGUUGUGCUGAUCGCAUCAUACGUAUUUUCAACACCUCUGGAAAGCUACUCAAAUCAAUAAAAGAUUCACAGGAUGUCGUUCGAGCCCUAACCAAGCUUCCCUCAGGUCAUCCCUCAGGUGCUCAGUUUGCUUCUGCAAGCAACGAUGGUGUCAUCAGGCUUUUCACUCUGGAUGGAGAAUUGGUGAGCGAAUUGCAUGGACACGAAAGUUUUAUUUACUCAUUGGCAGUCCUGCCAUCGGGUGAGCUGGUGAGCUCUGGUGAGGAUCGCACAGUCAAGGUCUGGAAUGGCAAUCAGUGCAUACAAACAAUCACGCAUCCUGCAAUUUCUGUAUGGGAUGUUGCAGUAUGCCGAGAGAAUGGAGACAUCAUCACCGGCGCAAGUGAUCGGAUCGCCAGGAUAUUUUCUAGAGAUCAAAGUCGGCAGGCGGAGCCAGCUGUCAUUCAGCAGUUUGAGAGCGCUGUGAAGGAGUCAGCUAUACCACAACAACAGGUCGGGAACAUCAACAAAGAGAAGCUACCUGGGCCAGACUUCUUGAAACAGAAAUCGGGAACCAAAGAUGGCCAGGUACAGAUGAUCAAGGAGGAUAACGGCAGUGUUACAGCACAUACAUGGUCAUCAGCAACACAAGAAUGGAUCGCCGUAGGAACUGUUGUUGAAUCUGCCGGAAGCUCCGGAAGAAAGACACAGUACUUGGGUCAAGAUUACGAUUACGUCUUUGACGUGGACAUUGAGGAUGGGAAACCACCGUUAAAGCUACCAUUUAACCUCUCCCAGAAUCCUUAUGAGGUUGCAACCAAGUUCAUACAGGACAACGAGCUUCCCAUAUCGUACCUUGAACAAGUUGCGAACUUCAUCACGCAGAAUACACAAGGCGCAACACUAGGUCAAACGACAGAGUCGCAGCAAGCAGCUGGUGCAGAUCCUUGGGGUCAGGAAAGACGCUACCGCCCCGGAGAUGCCGCCGCAACACCACAGGCGCCUCCACCAUCAUCAAUAUCUGAGACGCGCCCGAGUGUACUUCCACAGAAAUCUUACCUCUCUAUCAAGUCGGCCAACAUCAAGGUCAUCUCGAAAAAGUUACAAGAAUUAAACGAGCAGCUCGUGUCUUCCGGAAACAAAGACGUUUCUUUCAAUCCACCUGAGUUGGAAGCUGUUCUCGUUCUAUGCAACGAAUUGGAGAGUAAAGGGAUUUUGCCGAAGGAAGCUGCUACUACUGAGCCUGGGAUACAGUCAGUUAUUAAAGCAGUUACAAAAUGGCCAGCUGCGAGUCGACUUCCCGCUCUCGAUCUGCUCCGACUUCUUGCGGCUGCAACUCCUGUGACUGCACAGACACUCUACGAGGGGCGAGAUGUGAUUACUGCGAUUCAACAUAGCGGGGUAUUCGAGAAUCCUGUGAAUGGCAACAACGCAAUGCUCGCGAUCCGGCUAUUCGGCAACCUCUUUGAAACUUCUCUAGGCCGAGAACUGGCUAUACGCAAAUUCGACGACUUACUCCGCAUGGUAUCAUCCGUCACGACAAGCUCGAGUAGUGCACCAAAUCGUAACAUCACGAUCGCUGCUACGACCUUGUAUAUCAAUUAUGCUGUGUACUUCACGACGGAGGGACGCGCCGAAAGUGCAGAUUCUGCGGAACAUGCCCUCCAGUUGCUUGACGAACUGUCCAAAAUAUUCGCAAAGGAAAAGGACUCUGAAGCGGUCUAUCGUGGACUUGUUGCUGUGGGAACCCUCAUCAGUGAACUUGGGGAGGAGGUCAAGAGUGCAGCGAAGGAUAUAUAUAGUCUCAACAGUGUGCUAGGCAAAUUGUUGAGCUCGGGCAGCGGACGAGAACCCCGAGUCAAAGGCGUCGUGGAAGAGAUUCGAAAGACGCUUUCAUGA